Doryrhamphus excisus (bluestripe pipefish) is the source of this 4716-nucleotide messenger RNA. RefSeq names its product SAC1 like phosphatidylinositide phosphatase a (gene sacm1la). Lineage: Eukaryota; Metazoa; Chordata; Actinopteri; Syngnathiformes; Syngnathidae. Gene Ontology annotation, molecular function: phosphatidylinositol-4-phosphate phosphatase activity. Gene Ontology annotation, cellular component: endoplasmic reticulum. Gene Ontology annotation, biological process: phosphatidylinositol dephosphorylation. The record is from RefSeq and is a predicted model, not a curated record.
AAACUCAGAAGCUGUCAGUCUCACGGCGGUAGCUACGCCAAAGUCACGCCUUCGGUAGUUGCCAGGUAGUGUAGAAAUCAGUCAUUUAAACAAGAAGGUGCCACUUGUACGACCUGGCAACACAAACUCAGGAGCUGUCAGUCUCACGGCGCUCAGGUUUGGAGACGGAACAAAGAUGGCGACUACCUAUGAGAGAUACAAUCUGCACACGACUCCAGAGAGGUUUUUCAUUGAGGCCUGCGAUGAAGGGGCCGAUGCGGUCCUGGCAAUAGACAGGGUCUCCAAUGAGAUGAACCUCACAGGUAAAAAGGAUAUCCCUUCCUCGGCGGUGACCAGGCCUAUCUGUGGCAUCAUGGGAACCAUUCGCCUCGUUGCUGGGAUGUACCUGAUCGUCAUCACCAGGAAGAGGAAUGUGGGCAACCUCCUGGGUCACGCGGUGUGGAAAGCAGUGGAUUUUGAUAUCAUCUCUUACAAGAAAACCGUGUUGCAUUUAUCAGAGAUCCAGUCUCAGGAGAAUAAGACCUUCCUGUCCAUGCUUAACAAUGUGCUGACUACAGACGGUUUCUACUUUAGCACCGACUACGACCUGACACACACCCUACAGCGGCUGGCCAACACCAGCCCCGACUUCCACGAGAUGAGUCUGCUGGAGAGGGCCGAUCAGAGGUUUGUGUGGAAUGCAAAUCUCCUCCGAGAGUUGGCAGCACAGCCAGAGCUCCACAGGUUUGCACUACCGGUAGUACAUGGCUUUAUUGUCAUGAAACCGUGUCGGAUAAAUGGGAAGAUCUUUGAAUGGAUCCUUAUAUCCCGGAGAAGCUGCUUCCGAGCUGGUGUCAGAUAUUUUGUCAGAGGUAUUGACUCUGAAGGCCAUGCUGCUAACUUUGUGGAAACGGAGCAGAUAGUUUUGUACGAGGGAGCCAAGGCUUCAUUUGUGCAGACACGAGGUUCUAUGCCCUUUUACUGGAGUCAAAGGCCCAACCUUAAAUAUAAACCAAAGCCCAUCAUCAGCAAAACAACAAGCCAUAUGGAUGGUUUCCAGAGGCAUUUUGACUCUCAGCUCCUCAUCUAUGGGAAACAAACCCUUCUUAACCUGAUAAAUCAGAAGGGUUCUGAAAAGCCACUUGAGCAGGCAUUUGCCAAGAUGGUGUCCAGUAUGAACAACGGUAUGAUCAAUUACGUAGCCUUCGACUUCCACAAAGAGUGCAGCCACAUGAGAUGGGAUCGUCUCCAAGUCUUGGUGGAAGCGGUUGCUGAGACACAAGAUGAAUACGGUUACUUCAUGGUGAACUCGGACGGAAAGGCGCUUGUCCAGCAGAAAGGAGUCUUCCGCAGUAACUGUAUGGACUGCUUGGACCGAACCAAUGUCAUCCAGAGUCUAUUGGCACGACGCUCUUUACAGUCUCAGCUCCAGAGAAUGGGGGUUCUCAACGUGGGACAGCGGCUUGAAGAACAAGCCGACUUUGAAAAGAUCUACAAAAACGCGUGGGCUGACAACGCCAACGCAUGUGCUGUGCAGUACGCAGGAACCGGAGCCUUGAAAACCGACUUCACAAGGACAGGCAAGAGAACCCGCUGGGGAUUAUUGAUGGAUGGUUGGAACUCCAUGAUACGCUACUACAAAAACAACUUCUCUGACGGAUUCAGACAAGAUUCAAUUGACUUGUUUCUGGGUAAUUUUGCCCUUGAUGAAUCGGAUGGUCCGAGUCCUCUUCGGGUGCAGAAGGACUGGAAGUUUCUCACGCUCCCCAUCAUCAUGUUGGUGGCAUUCUCCAUGUGCAUCGUAUGCCUUCUCAUGUCUGGUGACACGUGGACAGAGACCUUUGCUUAUGUGAUGUUCUGGGGAGUUUGCAGCGCCAUUACAGCCACCAUCAUCUUGUUUAAUGGACAAGACUUUGUGGACGCUCCCAAACUUGUUCACAAAGAGAAGAUGGACUGAGCGGGCUGUGCCUGCACCCCCCACCCGCAUACCUCAACACUGCUGUUCUUCCUCCCUUUUCCAUGGCGGUCCGGUCCAGUAUGGAGCGUCCAUGCCAAAGGUUUAUUCCAUCACCGCAUAACACAUCACUCCAAUAGCCAUUCCUUUCUGACGACACAGACGUCUGAUUUGAUACACACGAGGUCAAAGGUCAUGUCAAGGUUUGCGUUGGGUCAGUGCACCGCUUAUUCCGGCUACCGACAUACAUUUCCACACGCUGUCAACUUUUCCAGCUUCCGGUUCCUCACACUGCUCCUCCAAUUUAUUUCAUAAGAUUCAAUCACGUUAAUGAAGCGUUCUGUUCCCUUCGUAGUAUGCAAAUUGUGUACUUCAAUAGUUCAUCCCUUCAAAUUGAAAUGUCCAAAUAUGACCAAAAUGGUUGGUGAUGGAUCAGUAAUUGAUAACUAAUUGUCUUAUGGAGUUUAAACUAUUACAGUAUGUCAAGGCCGUUUAUGAAUAAUGAUAAUUACUGGUCCCGUAAUAUCUGAUUGAAAGUUGCAAUAUGACUUUAGAGCUUUCAUGUCUUCUAAGCAUUCCAAGCACAGGACUUUCAUUCUCUCUCUCUCUCGCUCACAUACAUACACCUUCACACUUCGAAUUCACUCUUAUCACAGUUUUUCAAAUAUACAAAUAUAUAUUCAUCAAUAAAUCAUGUUGUUUUGCGAUUGAAUACAGCCUGUUAGUAGUAAAAAAUAAAAAAAACACAUUUAUACAAAUGUUAAUUUUGGGGGUAAAUGAAGCGUUUUCCAGCAUUAAAAUGGCUAAAUGAAGUAAAAAUACAAAUACAGUAUAAGGCAUUCAGAAGACUGAUUCAAACACCGUGUGACAUGUGGGGUACACUGGUCAGUAGGCGUCACUAAUCUUACUGUAAUGUUGGGUAACACACAAGCACCAGACUUGAUGGGUGCAAGAACAGGAUUUUAUUUCAGGUGUGAACGAUCUCACAACCGGGACAGUAAUCCCAAACACGAGCUCCUCUUGCUGCCAUAACCACUCCAAACUAGACCCAACUCUCAACUCCCGACGUCACUUCCUGUUGGCUCAGGUCUAAUAUGUCUGAAAAUGUCCCAUUUUCUAUCUUGGGUAGUGUCGUGGUCACUAUAGGGGUGUUAUUUCAUGUCAAGAGGGCUCUAAUGCAUCUCUACAAGGUCGUAAGCAGGUUUUCUAUGCUAACUAUGAAAAUGUUCCAUUCCUAAAUAAGGACCCUUGCAAAGAGGACGGGUCUGGAACCAGUUAGCAUGUAUGAACAAGGGAUUACUGUAUUGUGUUUGUCAAUGUCCAUUGUUUAUUCAUUGGCCUAUGAAAGCACUUCUCUUCCUCGUGGUUUGCAAAAGCUGGACUGUCACAUUUGUUACACACAAAGCCAUUUUCUUUUUUUAAAGCUGAUCUUGGAAUUGCCAAGAUUGUCAGAUGGAUGCAUGGUUGCAACAUCAGCUAAUACAGUACAUGUACCGAGCACGCAAGGUCAUCAUACAGUAUGGGUCAUUCUCCCGUAAGCGCUACCAGAGAGCGGUGGUGUGUCGGUCAUGAACCAACGGGUCAUAAGAACUCUCGCCUCUAAAAUACCCGUCCAGUCCGUUCAGUUGCAAAUGCUUUUUGGUGAUUGGCUGGAGAGUCGCUUCACCUUUUUGCAGGGCGGGACUAUUUAUCCUAUCGUCGCCUCCGUCUGUCUCUGGGUGGGUGGGGUUAGCUGACUGAAAGACCGAGAGAUUCACCGACACUGUCGGUGACCUCGUUCAGUCCGUUCACAAAAAAGAACUAGUUCUAUUGACCCGUUCGUUCAUGACCGACACACCGCUAGUCGUCACGUGUUGUUGCGCUGUAGAGUCGGAACCAACGUGAACAUGAGUGAACGGGUCUAUGCACAGGGGGAGAUCACAGGCUAACCACCAAUUGACCCAAAUGAACGAAUCUUUUUACUGAAUGAACCGGAAUGAUCGGGGUUUUGCCCACCGCUACCUGAGAGGGUCACUUGGAGGUACUUAGACGUACCGACUACAGUGAAACAUACUGCAAACACAUUAAAUAAACACGGGAAACGCUAUGGAAUACUUUUUUGUGUCUUGUGUCGGGCUGAUGACGUCAACGCAAAAAAUAGAAUAGAAUUUAAAAAAUGGCGCCGCCCGCCUCGGCACCAAAUCACAGCAGGUUGGGAAAAUGAAAAGAUCUUGCAAUUGGAUGUCAAAAGUAUGGGAGUACUUUACACUUACAGGAAACUUAAAGGUGGUCUGGCAAAUAGCGUACUACCGCGAUGCACCAGCACCAGGACGUUUUCAGCAAUGAAAUAUACCAAAUGAUCACAUGUUUUUCUUCAUCAACUGAAACAGAACAAUUGUGCUUCAUUUUUGUAUGCAAAUGUGUUGGAAAGUAACAACUUCAAUUUUUGCUUGCUAUGUCUAGCUUUUGGUACCCCUUUCAGGAGAAUGACCCACAUGUCAAAUAUGUCCUAUUCAUAAAAAGAAUGGAAGGAACAUUAUAGGUAUUCAUAAUAUGCCACCAAAAUGAUUCAGUAUAUACACAAUGUUGUUUUCUUUUAUUACCAUCUUUCCUCAGAUAAAUGUAUACAGUACAGAAUUAGCAUAUUUUGGUUCCAAGGUGAAGAAUGUGUACGAUCAUUGCAGGUUUGUAUUUAGGGUAGUGAUCAUGUAUCAAUGUAAUAUGGACAUUGAAGCCUAAUGGUAUUAUAUUGCAUAUAUGGGAUAUAAAACCAUACAGUGAAUAAAGACUUUGUUUUUGUUGCA